AUGGAAACUGUAACAUAUCUAUUGGUUCUCUUGGGAGAUGGACAAUUCCACUACUUCACCUUCAGUAGAGAGACAGGUGCUCUAACAUACAUUGAAAAAGUAUUCAUCGGCGCUCAACCUACCGCACUUCUUAAAAUUGAUCGUGAAGGUGCCACAAACAUUUUUAUCGGCUCUGAGCGCCCAAUCAUGAUGUAUUCAUCCAAUAACAAGCUUGUAUUCAGCGAUCUAUUAUCGAACGUUGUUGUGGAUUUGUGCUUACUCAAUUCCGAGAAAUACAAAAACUGCUUCGUUAUCUCCGAUGAAAAAGCCUUGUCGAUUUCAACGAUUGAGUCAGCACCGCGAUUACAUGUUCGUUCCAUAACCACUGGAGAAGCUGUUAAAAAAAUUGCUUAUCAAAAGGAAACAAAUACUAUCGGGAUCCUGUGUGAAAGACCAGAGGGAACUUCUAAAAGCUCUAUAUCGAAGUCAGCUACUCUCCUAACUCGAGCUGGUCCAGAUAUAGCUGCAAAUAUCAGAAACACAAAUGGAAGUGAUGAUGGUAUGGUUCAUUCGUUUGUUCUCCUCAACGCAGACACAUUUGAACCUUUGCAUACUUAUGAGUUCCCUUAUAAUGAGCAUGUGGUAUCCAUCACCUCCGCUAAGCUUGGUAGUGAUCCCAAGACAUACUAUAUCGUGGGGACCGCCAUAAUACGAAAUAGAGAAUUUCGAGUGUCUUCAGGAAGGAUCACCUUCUUUGAAGCGAAUCUCGGAAACCCGCACUUUUUAGUAAGAGUUUUCGAGAAACAUACUAGAGGAUGCCCUUUCUCUGUGAACGUUCUGAGAUCGAACCUUAUUGUAGCGCUCAACAGUUCUGUAAGAGUUUUCAAAUGGAUCAUGCCUGAUAGAGCUGAUUUAAAACUGGAAUGUUCUUACUUCAAUAACUUAUCCGCUUCACAAGUCAAAGUUGAAGGAGAUCUUGUUGUUGUUGAUGAUGUUCUUAGAUCAUUUGGUAUUUUAAGCUAUAACCCCGUGGAGAACACUCUUGAAGAAAGAGCACGAGAUUACCGCGGGAUGUGCAUGACUGCUCUUGAGUUCAUAGAUGCAGAUACGAUCAUUGGAUCUGAUAUUGGAUACAAUAUCAUAGUUGGAAAACUGACCAAGCCUCCGCAUUUUGACAGCUAUGAAUUCUUAGAAAAGGGGCUUUAUCAUAUCGGAGAAGCUAUAAGUACUUUUCAAAGAGGAGUUUUUCGCGCCAGCUCGUUAAAUCGAUCCAUUUCUAUUGGACAACCUGUCAUAUAUGGAACUACUGAUGGCACUAUCGGCAUGGUUGCCCAAAUACCUCAUGAGACCUAUAGACUUCUUGCGGCGGUGGAAUCUGUGGUUAUCAAAAAACUGCCAAACUAUGCUAGAAUUCCAUAUACAUCUUACCGACGCUUUGAAACUGAAGGAGCUGUAGAUGUGGCUUUCGGAUUCAUAGAUGGUGACAUGGUCGAAUUUACAUUAAAGCUCUCUCGGGAGGACCAAUUGGAACUUUUCAGCUCUCUGCAAAUACCAGAUUAUCUUUCGAUGAACGCAGAACAAACUGUGGAUGAAGUAAUGGAAAAAGUGAAUGAUCUUGCCCGUAUUCAUUGA
Auanema sp. JU1783 is the source of this 1611-nucleotide messenger RNA. The record is from the annotation of a GenBank genome assembly. NCBI's taxonomy places the organism in Eukaryota, Metazoa, Nematoda, Chromadorea, Rhabditida, Rhabditidae.